AUCUCAGCUCCCGACCCGUCGAUGCAGGAGCGUCGUGUGUGCAGCGACGUGUUCUCAUUCGGACUGAUCUCAUUGCUGAUCUGUCUUUGGAAAGAUUUCAUCCUGGCGUCAGCCAUGAACGGAGAGCGGAAGAUGGCGACCUUUCUUUCGCUGAGGCCCACAGGCGACGGGCGGCCUCGUCGCUGGACGCACCUUGCUGCAGGUGGGCUGGCUGAAUGAGAUCUCCGGCUGCACUGUUCUCAUGUGGGAUGAAUAUCUGUGCAUGGUUUUGCCUUCAGGCAAGGGAUUUGGAGGAGGUUUUGGGAGUGCCUCUACUGCAAAGGCAUCAUCACAAGCAGGCGCCAAGUCACUUGCUCCAAUGGCCAAGAAGAAGAUCACAUUCAGCUUGGACGAAGAGGUGAGCUGGGGAGGGAGAGGGACGCCGUGCACAGCAAGGCGGGGAAGGAAGAUUCGCCGCUCAUGCGUGUGUCUUGCCUUCUGCACACAGGAGGUCGACCCUGGGGUGGUGGAUGGCCUUGAGAUCGUCAAGUACCCACACCCAGCACUACGGGCCAAGAACGAGGAGAUCAGAGAAUUCAGCACUGAAGGCGUCAAGGUGAGCAUCCGACCACCAUCUUGCAUCGCAUGUGUGCCACCGUGCUCGUGUGUUGGUUGCUUCAGCGCCUUGUCACUCGGAUGUUCAAGCUCAUGUAUGCGGCAGGAGGGGUGGGACUGGCCGCGCCACAGGUGAGCAGCGAAUACAGCGCUUCUCCUCAGUACACAGUCGUCAGCUUGCCUGUGCGUGCGUCGCGUCAGGUUGGCAUCAACAAGCGGCUGAUGGUGUUCAAUCCGUCGGGGAGGAUGCGGAGGAAAGACAGCGAAAUGAUACUCCUCAAUCCACAAAUCGGUAUGAGGGGUGGGUGGGUGGACGAUGUGGGUGGGUGAUGGCCACGCACACGCACAUCCUUGAAUGCGGCCACUUUGCUGCUGGUUGUUUGGUUGGUUGGCUCUGUGUGUGUGCAGUGGAUCAGUCGCUUCAGAAAGAUGUCAUGGACGAGGGCUGCCUGUCCUUCCCCGACAUGAACGGCCCUGUCACCCGCAGCAUGGAAAUCACCGUCCAAUACAACACCCUUGACGUGAGCGGCCUCACCUCACUCAUCCGCAAAUGCAGCCUAGCCUGACUUGCUCAUGGAUCUGUCUGAAUGUGUGGGCAUCUGUGUGUGUGUGUGUGUGUCAGGGCAAGUCGACCAAGCGGACGUUGAGUGGCUGGGAGGCCCGCAUCUUCCAGCACGAGUAUGACCACAUUGACGGUGUCGUGUACAUCGACCGGUUGCCGCCCGAGGCUCGCGAGCGUGUGCAGCCUCAGCUUGACAGACUGGUCAAGGACUAUGAGGAGCGCACCGGCAAACCGGGGGCACUCUGAUGUCUGUCUUUCUCGUUCCAGUGGAGGCGUGCAGUGAUCUGGCUGUGACGAAUAUCUGAAGAAGUCGAGAUGACUGAUGGAUGUUUGGUGGGUGGGGACCUGCAGUGUGACAAAUCAUUUGCCG
This is a messenger RNA of Vitrella brassicaformis, 1526 nucleotides long. The record is from the annotation of a GenBank genome assembly. NCBI's taxonomy places the organism in Eukaryota, Vitrellaceae.